Messenger RNA from Microplitis mediator, 3186 nucleotides. RefSeq lists its product as uncharacterized. The transcript has 3 exons. The record is from RefSeq and is a predicted model, not a curated record. The coding region runs from base 154 to 2118 and encodes 654 amino acids. Lineage: Eukaryota; Metazoa; Arthropoda; Insecta; Hymenoptera; Braconidae.
CAGUUGCAAAUAUUUUCCUGGCGUGAUCAGUCGUAUUUCCUAUACAAUACUUUAUUAUAUUUUGCAAUAUUUGAAAUAAUUAUUUUACUUUGACAAUGAAAAGUAAAAUUACAAAUUAGUCAACCUGAAUCUGUUGAAUUAUAUUUAUUUCCAAUGCAUUUAAAACAAAUCAUAGUGAUUUUUUUAUUAGUUAAAGUGACGAAUAGUAAAAUAAAACUUUACGAUUCACCUCUGGAAGACUCGGCGAUCGAUUUCUAUCGUCAAGUGAGGCAACUUCUCGACUUAUGUUUUACUGAAAUUUUAAAUCCUGUUGUCAUUACUGAAGAUUUGUAUGACGAUAUUUACAAAAUUCCAUGGGAAACAAUAAAGCCGCCUCCAAUAAUUAUCAACGACAAUUUUAAACCCAAAGAAAUCCAAGUGUACAAUCCAUCUUAUCCGACGUAUGUUUUGUCGGUUACUAACUCAAUUGAAAAAUUAAAAACACUUCUCAUUAAAUUAAAAUCUACGAGUGUCUGGAGUAUUGAAUCCUUGUUUUUUAUUAUCGGAAACUCUUGUGAAAAUGCUAGCGAAACAUUCAAAAUAUUGUGGAAAAUGGAUUUGUUGAAAUCAUUCUUCUUAUGCUAUGAAUCGAGUAAUAGUACUCUAAUAAUUUAUAAUUACAACCCCUUCACAAGUUUCGCACCACAUCCGUGGAAAAAAGUUGCAACAAAUGACAAAGAUAGUAACAACAAAUGGACAAUAUAUAACCAGCUUUUCUUUAAUGAUAAUAAAAUUUGCCACAAUAUUACAUUUGACAAAACGAAAAUUUUAGACGGCCAUGAUGUAAAGACUACGUUUUUUUUUAAAUUACCAAAGGCAACUUCCGAUGAUGUAAUUUAUUCUGGAAAUCUUUCCACAUCUUUCCACAUCGUUUCAAGUCCAAUAUUUCCAUAUAUAAAUGCUUUAUAUUCUUUUUUAAAUAUUACACCAGCAAAGUAUAUACUUCAUCCUGAUGUUGCUCGCGAUGCAGUUAAACAGGGAUAUUUAAAAGUAUUAGCUGACGGUAAUUAUGAUAUUAACAAUAAACGAUGGUCUAUCUCAAACACAAAUUAUACACAUUCAGAUAUUAUGACUCAGUAUUUUGAAGUUGAAUUUUCAAUAGUAACCCAAAAAAGAAGUUUUAUUUCAAUAGCCAAUGAGAUAUCCAAUAAAUAUAGUCUUGAAAUACUGAUAUUAUCAACUGUAAUUUUAUUACUAAUUACGAUAAUAAUAAUAAUAAUUAAUAAUUUUGACUUUGCACGAUCGUUAUUGGAUGUUCUUAGUUUGUCACUGAAUAUGGGAAUACUCACGCCUCUCGAUAGGUUAUCGAUGCGUAUUACUUUCUUUACCGGAUUUUUUUUUAUUUUUUCGAUGAGUUCAGAAAUUCAAGGUCAAAUAUCGACAUUAUUGUCCAACCCUUCAACUCAUAAUAUCGAUACGUUACAAAAUCUGUAUGAUCAUAACUAUCACGUGUACUAUGAUCGAGAAUUACAUGAGGAUAUGAUUAGUCAAAAUAUAUGGGUAACUGACGAUGAUAAGAAAUAUUUACACCCAUGUGAUUAUUUUUUUUUACAUCAAUGUACAAUCGAUCUUAAAACCAAUUCAACAAUUGCCUGUAUUUAUAAUACUGAUUUACAAUUGCUACUGGUAAAACGUAGACGUUUAUCACAUGUAUACUUAUCAAAAAAUCCUGUUUUUACAAAAUUAUAUGCCUACUGGACGCGUAAGAAUUGGGCGUUGAAAAAAAAGUUUGAUGAAAUCGGUCUAACUUCAUUUGAGAUGGGUUUUAUAAAUCGUUUGGAUAGAGAAAAUAAUAAUCGUUUGAAAAAAAUGAAAAAAAUUGAAAGGAUUAAAAGAAAUAAACAGUAUGAUCAGAUCGUAAACGAAGAUUUGAAAUAUACUUAUAUAAUGGUCGGUGUUACUAUAAUCACGGCUUUAUUCGUUUUCGGUGUCGAAUUAAUGUUACGAAAAUUGUUUAGACCUACGAGGCCGAUGCAUCGACCUAUACCUAAUCGUAUACCAAUAAAAAUGAAAAAAAGACUAGUAUUUCCUAAAAGACGAAUCGUUUCUGUCAUUAGACGAAUGCGACGUCGUAAUUAAAUAUUGAUGAAAUUUUUUUUCUUCUCCUACACUCUAAAUUCAAGUUUGUUACAAGUGUAUUAUUUUUUCACAUAUUUAAUGCUUUCUAUGUUUAAGGCCAUAAGCGAAACUAUAGUUUUUUUUUGUAGUUAUUCAAAACACGUUUCAUGGUGUAUCAAAUAUCUAUAGGUUGCUUAUGACGUUUCAAUGUUAUUUGGCAAGUGUGUUAAUUUUGACUACACACUUGGUUUUAGAGCGUAUUAUUCUUUUUAAUUUAACAAUUAUUUGAAACUUUUUCACACUUUUCGCACGACAAAACUAUUUAUCAGCUUAUGAAAAGGAUUCAUUAAAAAUGCCUGCUCGGGAAAACGAUAACGUUAUCAAAUUGAUAAAUUUUGUAAGGAGAGGUCUCGAAUGAUUUCAAAACAUGUUUCUGUUUUUGGAACAUAAUUCUAAUUCACACAAUUGAGAUUUUACAAUAAUUUCAGUAGACCAAAAUAAGGGAAGUGUUACCGCAUUUUUACCACAUGUACUCAGUUGUUUAUACACAGAAAAAAAAAUUUUUUUGGCGCUAGAAAUUUUUUGUAUUAUAAAUUGAAAACAAACAUUUUCUUGAGACAAGAAAAAAUUUCUCGGUUCAAAAAAUUUUUUCUUGCUCUAAAAAAAUUUAUUCUCGUUUCGAGAAAUUUCGAGUUUUCAAAUUAUAUUUCUUGCACUAAGAAAUCCUUUUUUCUGUGUAAUAAUUAUAUAUUUUUACAUACAUGUAUUUUAUUUAAUAGAAUUUAAACUUUGAUUGUUAAUUUUUUGUGUAAUAAGUUAUAUUUAUAUGUACCUGAAGAUCGGAACGUUUUUCGCGGAACGAAAAUAAAAAAACGAUGUGAAAAGUAAAAAAUCUACUGGAUCUAGAUUUCCAAAAUUUUUCGCACAGAUGCUUGUAAGUCAACCGAAAAUUGCAGACACCCCCAAUUAUCCCUCGUUACUUAAAGCAGUCGAAUUACGUGAAUUUUUUUCAUUUUCGUUGCACGAAAAACGUUCCGAUCCUCAGGUACAUAUAUUUAUUUAUUAUAAAAAUUAUUGUGAAAAUUUGUG